Sphenostylis stenocarpa is the source of this 2571-nucleotide messenger RNA. The record is from the annotation of a GenBank genome assembly. Lineage: Eukaryota; Viridiplantae; Streptophyta; Magnoliopsida; Fabales; Fabaceae.
AUGAACAGUAAACAACGUGGUGCUCUUAAUCCUCCGUCUUACCAGUCUAUAAUGCAGAUUUUAUUCAACUGUAUUGAUGAAAGAAGACUUCAAAUGCUGUUAAGCAGCGGCAUGGUCAGCACCCCACAGUUAAUGUGUCCAGAGAAUCAGGAGUUACAAACGGAGCAUAGAUGUGUAGCAGACACUGUAGAACCUAUCGAACAAUGUCCAAUUCUCAAUGAUUAUGUCCAGACAAGGGUUGAAUUAUCAUUCCCAUUGAAAACUUAUGUACCAUUGGCCUCACGCAUUGCACUUUCGACUGAUUUGAUUAGUUAUUUGCUCUGUGGAAAGAAGAUCGUGCAAUCAUGGAAACUGAGGGUAUCUGCAAUUCGGGGCCGUAUUAGUUCAUCUAAUUUAAUUAAUGGUUGCUGGUGGGCCCCCAUCGGAAUUACAAUCUCCUGCUUCUGUUUACUUUGGAGGAGUCAAAAGAAGAAGCUACUUCAGGGGCAUCCAGCUGCACAACAAAAGUGGCUUAAACAUUUUCUAUGGGAUCCUUCAAGCGGUGCUGGGAGAAGAGAAGAAAUGCUAACCAAUAUGUGUGAUGAGAGAGCCCGAAUGCUGCAAGAUCAGUUUAAUGUAAGCAUGAACCAUGUUCAUGCUUUGGCUAUCCUUGUAUCUACCUUUCACCAUGGUAAACAUCCUUCUGCAAUUGACCAGCUUCAUGAAUAUACAGAGAGUACAGCAUUUGAAAGACCACUUACCAGUGGUGUUGCUUAUGCUUUGAAAGUUCUUCACUCUGAUAGGAUGCAUUUUGAGAAACAGCAUGGGUGGACAAUUAAGAAAAUGGAAACUGAAAACGAGGCAUUAGUCCAAGAUUGUAUUCCCGAAAAUUUAGAUCCAGCACCCAUUCAAGAUGAAUAUGCACCGGUGAUAUUUGCUCAAGAAACGGUUUCCCAUAUUGUAUCUAUUGACAUGAUGUCAGGGAAGGAGGACCGUGAGAAUAUUUUGCGAGCAAGGGCAUCUGGAAAGGGGGUUCUCACAUCCCCUUUUAAACUACUUAAGUCCAAUCACCUGGGUGUUGUACUUACAUUUGCGGUGUAUAACACUAAUCUUCCUUUAGAUGCUACACCAAAGCAGCGUAUUGAAGCUACUGUGGGGUAUCUGGGUGCAUCUUAUGAUGUUCCAUCACUGGUGGACAAGCUUCUGCAUCAACUUGCCAGCAAGCAAACCAUUGUCGUAAAUGUUUAUGACACAACUGAUGCAUCUGCACCUAUCACAAUGUAUGGUACUGAUGUUGCUGACACUGGCCUACUACACAUAAGCAGCCUAGAUUUUGGGGAUCCGUUACGAAAACAUGAGAUGCACUGCAGGUUCAAGCAGAGGCCUCCAUUGCCUUGGACAGCAAUCAAUGCAUCAGUGGGGGUGUUUGUUAUAACUUUGCUUCUGGGUCAUAUUUUUUAUGCAGCAAUAAAUAGAAUAGCAAAAGUUGAGGAUGACUAUCGAAUAGUGAGUGAGCUGAAAGGUCUUGCUGAAGCUGCAGAUGUGGCAAAAUCCCAGUUUCUUGCUACAGUUUCACAUGAGAUCAGGACUCCAAUGAAUGGUGUUUUAGGUAUGCUGCAAAUGUUGAUGGACACUGAGCUCGAUAAAAAACAGAUGGAUUAUGCCCAAACUGCACAUGAUAGUGGUAAAGAUCUCAUAUCAAUCAUAAACGAGGUUCUUGAUCAGGCUAAGAUUGAGGCGGGAAAGCUUGAACUUGAAGCUGUAGCUUUUGACCCCCGUGCUAUUCUAGAUGAAGUCUUAUCACCUUUCUCUGAAAAAUCUAAAGGAGUAGAGUUGGCUGUUUAUGCAUCCAAUCAAGUACCUCAAGUGGUCAUUGGUGAUCCUAAACGGUUCCGGCAAAUAAUUACAAAUCUUGUCAGCAAUUCAGUCAAGUUCAAUCAUGAUAAAGGGCAUGUCUUUGUCUCUGUUCAUCUGGCGAAUGAAGUGAAGAACCCACUUCAUAUAAUGGAUGUAGUGCUGAGAGAAGGCUUCAACAUCAAUCAGGACAUAGCAAACAGAACAUAUGAUACAUUAAGCGGGUUUCCUGUAUGCAACAAAUGGAAAAGUUGGGCAAAUUUUAAGAAGUUAAGUAGCACAGAUGAACCUGAAAUUAUUCAACUAUUAGUAAUAGUUGAGGACACAGGUACAGGAAUUCCUACGAAUGCUCAAAGCCGCAUUUUCACACCUUUUAUGCAGGCUGAUAGUUCCACCUCCCGAACAUAUGGUGGAACAGGAAUAGGACUAAGCAUUAGCAAAUGUCUAGUUGACCUCAUGGGAGGAGAAAUUGGAUUUGUAAGUGAGCCUGGAGUUGGAAGUACUUUUUCCUUCACCGGAACUUUCAGAAAAGGAGAAAACACGUCCCUGGAUGCAAUGUGGCAGAAUAAUAAUUUUGGUACAGAGUUCCAAGGAUUAAGAGCAUUAGUAGUAGAUAGAAGAAAAAUCCGAGCUGAGGUCACAAGAUAUCAUUUGCAGAGGUUGGGAAUGUCUGCGGAUAUGACUGACAGUCUGAAUUUUGCAUGCUCUUGCCUAUCUAAUACUUGCAACAUGAGGUAA